Molecule: messenger RNA, 1622 nt
Organism: Chara braunii
Lineage: Eukaryota; Viridiplantae; Streptophyta; Charophyceae; Charales; Characeae
Source: the annotation of a GenBank genome assembly
GCACACCGUCCGGACAGGGACAUGUACCACAAGCUGGGCAAGAAGAGAAACAAGAUGUGGGAAUAUCUGUUCCAAGGUCCACCCAAGUCGCCAUUCGAGCAUGACUACAUAGUUCGCAAAGCGAUGGCACAGGAAGCGUAUGGCGGCUACCAUAAAGCGCAGGUGGGUGCGUUUGCGAUAUUCGUGGCGAGAUGUGAACAAAUGAAGUUCGCAGCAUAUAAGGCAAUGCUGACGUACAAAGAGUACAGUAACAUUGCCAAAACAACGGAUGCAUGGAAUCCAAUCGAGAGCGACGAGGAGACUGAAACAUCAGACCUCGAAAUCGAAGAGCGAGUGAAACGUUUGCAAGAGGGAAUGCAAAGUGUGCCUGCAUGCAGCGUGCCGAACGAGAAUCCAGAGGAAGGUCGCACGAAAUCGGGAGGUGCGAGCAGUCCAACAUGUGACGUGACCGACAGGGCGAGUUCCAUCGAAGAGAUGCAAACGGAUUCGCCUACGCCCCUCAGAGGACUUGAGAAUGCAUUGAUUCAUGGCAAUCGUCACGGGUUCCAGAGGAGGCCUCGCACUCUUCAAGGAAACACGGAACACAACAUGCUAGCAGACGCCGAUGAGGAUGACUUGGCGGUUCCAGAUGCCGUUCAGCAGCUGAUGCCCGGUGAUGAUAUUCCCGAUCGCAUUGUGCAGGCCAGCGAACGACCGUACUUCAUUGAAGACAAGGUGCUAGAAACGACGUCUGAGAAGUGGGGGCAUCACGUUUUGUGGCAUAUAGACGUAUUCGAGCCAUGCAUUUUCAAGGGGGAGUGGAUGGUGGCACUGCAUCUAACAUCAGGAUGGAAAGUCAAACCGAGACUGACAGAAGUACUGUGGCUGAAAGUGGCGAAGAGCGAAAUCACUUUCCGUGUCAGGCGAGAAAACGACGGAGCGGACGAGACAGCUAUUGAGGAGAAGGCUCAAUUGCUUUUCAAUUCUCUGCACUCCAACAAUCAGCUGGAAUAUAAACACAAGUUUUGUAACUUGCCUUCAAGCCGGUCAUACAAGACCAUCGAUUGGAAGAUCGAACUUCAUCCUGCGUGCCAAGGCAUAGAGACAAUCCAGUUGGGAUGCUCACAGCUUGGAGGGCAGUCGACGACGCACUUCGCUGCCAGUGUUGGGGAAGCGAUGAGUCAAACCAAUGUCAAGAUAAUGGGGGUGGACAAAGGAACACGGAAUGUCGACAAAGAUCCUUCGAACGUCGCAUCAUACGGGCCUCCUCUAAUAACUCAGGUGGAAAACCAGAGUGCAACGCAGAGGGAGAGCCUCACUCCUUCCACAAACAUGGCGGUUUCAGAUGGAAUGCAACAAGGUAGGUAUGUAGAACGUGCAAGUGAGGUGCAAAAAGAUUCCGAUGAGAUGAUAAAAUUGCUGGAUGAGGCGGAGAAGGACGGGAAGAGGAAGUUAGACGGAUGAACCACGUCCCACACUAUGAUUAAUUGUAUAUCGUUAAGCGAUGAAAGGGGUAGACGUACAUGUAGACGGACGUGAUGACAAUGAGGAUGCAAGAGACAAUGUCGAUGAACAGAAGGUAGUGGAUGACGGAGGUCAACUUGCGAGACGAUCGACAAGAGAAAUAAAGAAAAAACACCCGA